AGAAGAAGAAGUAGUUAUUCGCGGUUUAUCUUCUGCACUUGAAGUCUUCGACGGCUGUUAGCGUGAGACUCUCUCUGUACAUUCUAAGCUAUAUAUCAGUAUUCUUAUUUUUCGCACUUUCUCUGGAAAGAAAACAACCCUUGUCAACAUGCAUGUGAUAAAGCGAGAUGGGCGCGAAGAGCGUGUCAUGUUUGACAAGAUCACUUCCCGUAUUCAGAAGCUGUGCUAUGGACUCAACUCUGACUUUGUAGAUCCAACCCAGAUCACCAUGAAGGUAAUCCAGGGUCUGUACAGUGGGGUCACUACAGUGGAGCUGGACACAUUGGCUGCAGAGAUUGCUGCCACCCUCACAACGAAACACCCCGACUAUGCCAUCCUGGCUGCCCGCAUUGCCGUCUCCAACCUGCACAAGGAGACCAAGAAGGUGUUCAGUGAUGUGGUGGAGGAUCUCUACAACUAUGUCAACCCACUAAACAGAUGCCACUCUCCCAUGGUUGCCAAGGAGACACUUGACAUUGUCCUAGAAAACAAGGAUCGCCUCAACUCUGCAAUCAUCUUCGACCGGGACUUCUCCUACAACUUCUUUGGAUUCAAGACACUUGAGCGGUCGUACCUUCUGAAGAUUAAUGGGAAAGUUGCCGAGCGACCCCAGCACAUGCUCAUGAGGGUGGCAGUUGGGAUUCAUCAGACUGACAUUGACGCUGUCAUCGAGACUUACAACCUGCUGUCAGAGAAGUGGUUCACCCACGCUUCGCCCACACUCUUCAACGCUGGCACCAACCGCCCACAACUGUCCAGCUGUUUCCUGUUGGCCAUGAAGGAUGACAGCAUUGAGGGCAUCUACGACACCCUAAAGCAGUGUGCCCUAAUCUCUAAAUCAGCAGGGGGCAUCGGAGUGGCAGUCAGCUGCAUCAGAGCCACGGGCAGCUACAUUGCUGGGACAAAUGGUAAUUCCAAUGGGCUGGUUCCCAUGCUCCGAGUGUACAACAACACAGCACGCUAUGUGGACCAGGGAGGCAACAAGAGACCUGGUGCGUUUGCCAUGUACCUGGAGCCGUGGCACUUUGAUGUGUUUGACUUCUUGGAUCUGAAGAAGAACACGGGGAAGGAAGAGCAGAGAGCCAGAGAUCUGUUCUACGGCAUGUGGAUCCCUGACCUCUUCAUGAAGAGAGUGGAGAGCAACCAGGACUGGUCCCUGAUGUGCCCCAGUGACUGCCCUGGACUGGACGAGUGCUGGGGGGAGGAGUUUGAGAAGCUCUAUACCAUGUAUGAGCAGGAGGGUCGGGUCAAGCGGGUGGUGAAGGCCCAGCAGGUGUGGCAUGCCAUUAUUGAGUCCCAGACUGAGACGGGCACCCCCUAUAUGCUUUACAAGGACGCCUGCAACAGGAAGAGCAAUCAGCAGAACCUGGGCACCAUUAAGUCCAGUAACCUUUGUACCGAAAUUGUAGAGUACACCAGCCAUGAUGAGGUGGCAGUGUGUAACCUGGCAUCCAUCGCCCUCAACAUGUAUGUCACCCCAGAGAAAACAUUUGACUUCAGCAAGCUGGCCUAUGUCACCAAGGUCAUCGUCAGGAACCUCAACAAGAUCAUUGAGAUCAACUACUACCCUGUGGUCGAGGCUGAGAACUCCAACAAGCGCCACAGGCCCAUUGGUAUCGGUGUGCAGGGUCUUGCUGAUGCUUUCAUCCUGAUGCGUUUCCCCUUUGAGAGUGCCGAGGCCCAGAAGCUCAACACUCAGAUCUUUGAGACCAUCUACUACGCUGCCCUGGAGUCCAGCUGUGAGCUUGCUGCUGAGCUCGGUGCCUACCAGACCUACCCAGGCUCCCCUGUCAGCAAAGGAAUCCUUCAGUACAACAUGUGGGACAAAACCCCAACCGACCUGUGGGACUGGACAGUUCUCAAGGAAAAGAUUGCCAAGCACGGUGUGAGGAACAGUCUGCUGCUGGCCCCCAUGCCCACGGCCUCUACAGCCCAGAUCCUGGGCAACAAUGAGUCUAUCGAGCCCUACACCAGCAACAUCUACACCCGCAGAGUCCUCUCUGGAGAGUUCCAGAUUGUGAAUCCCCAUCUGUUGAAGGACCUAACAGAGAGAGGGCUGUGGAAUGAGGAGAUGAAGAACCAGCUGAUUGGUCAGAACGGAUCCAUCCAGGGCAUUGCUGAGAUCCCAGAUGACCUGAAGGAGCUGUAUAAGACUGUGUGGGAGAUCUCCCAGAAGACUAUUCUGAAGAUGGCUGCUGACCGCGGGGCCUUCAUAGACCAGAGCCAGUCCCUCAACAUCCACAUCGCUGAGCCUAACUACGGCAAGCUCACCAGCAUGCACUUCUACGGCUGGAAGCAGGGUCUGAAGACGGGCAUGUACUACCUGAGGACCAAGCCUGCAGCCAACCCCAUCCAGUUCACCCUGAACAAGGAGAAGCUGAAGGAGUCUCAGUCGGCUAAGAACUUGGAGGCGAUCAAGGAGCUCAACAGAGCCGCUAUGGUGUGUUCCCUGGAGAACCGCGACGACUGCCUGAUGUGUGGCUCUUAGACGGCACCCCACUCCUCCCCGCUCUUUAGUUAAUGAACCAUAGCAGUGGACCACUGAAGUCCUCAGGAUCUUUGAACCCCACUGUCAUUGCCUUUAGGUCAGGUAACAUUAUACAGUAAUCUGCCCUGAUGUCAGAUCAGACUCUUAAUAGAACAGGCUCUUGUGUUUGUUGUGGGAAUGCUAAUGUAGCCUAACUAUAGUGCUGUACAAGGUGUGCGCUGUCUGAUAAUACCAGAUUAUUAACUGUAAACUUUUCUAUUUAUCUUUCACAGUUACACUGUCUGUGUGGAUUUGUUUUGUAUAGGAUUGCGUUUCCAACUUUGUCUACUCCAUUGUUAAUAUGUAUAUCUAAGGAUCUCAUAACUUGCUGAAUGAACUUAAACAAAAUGUGUGUAUAUUCUAAGUAUUUUGUAUUUGACCUGUGGGGAAAAUAAAAUAGCUUUGUAUGCUGAACAAAAAUAUAAACGCAACAUGCAACAA
Messenger RNA from Oncorhynchus keta (chum salmon), 3007 nucleotides. RefSeq names its product ribonucleoside-diphosphate reductase large subunit-like. Bases 149 to 2527 code for a protein of 792 amino acids. Gene Ontology annotation, molecular function: ATP binding; ribonucleoside-diphosphate reductase activity, thioredoxin disulfide as acceptor. Gene Ontology annotation, cellular component: ribonucleoside-diphosphate reductase complex. NCBI's taxonomy places the organism in Eukaryota, Metazoa, Chordata, Actinopteri, Salmoniformes, Salmonidae. The transcript has 18 exons. Gene Ontology annotation, biological process: deoxyribonucleotide biosynthetic process; DNA replication. The record is from RefSeq and is a predicted model, not a curated record.